AUGCAAAAUUAGUCAAUCUAAUCUAUAUCACUUGAAGAAAGAUCUGAAGAGGAGACCAAAGCAAUAUUUGAUUAAAUAAAGGCCUAUACCUUUUUCGACAAAUUUUCAAGCGACGAAUAAAGAAAAUUGUUAAAUUAAAUUGUUAGCAGAUCUAAAAAAAUUACCUUCAAAGAGAACGAAACUAUCCAAAAAAAGAAUGAUUGUUUCACUUAGAUGUUUUGCAUCUUAAAUGGUAUAGUUGGAGUCUUUCAUGUCGAGUAAGAAAAGAAGAAUUCAAAGGAAAAACUUGAGUUGAUUAAGAAAAUAUAAGAAAAUCAGUGCUUUGGAGAGUAAUGUUUGAGCUCUAAAAGCGAUUAAAAAUGGGAAUAUAAAUGUUUUUCCGAUGAGUGUGUAUUAUUAAGUAUUUAAAGAAAAGAGUUAAAAAGAUUAUUUAGCUCUAUCAAGAAAGAAUAAAUUAUGGAAAAUUUAAAAUUCUUUUCAUCUCUCAAUGCAUUUUCUGAUUACAAUUCGAACCUCCUUCUACAAAUUUACAGCAAUAGUAUAGAAAUAAAACUUCAAAGAAAUAACUGCGUCUUUUAAGAAGGUGAUGAAUCAAAUCAUGUUUAUAUUAUAAAAUCAGGCUCAUUCUUAGUAAAGUAAUACAUAAAUUUCAGCUUCAAUCAAAUGAAUUAAGAGUAAGACAGAGACGAUAAUUAAAAAUUUCAAAACAAUUAAUAACAGUAAAUCAACAAGUUAUUGUAAAAGAAAAAAGCAAGUACCAAGUAACAAAAAAUAGUUAUUUGGGGAGAAAAAGAAAUAUUUGGUGAAGAAGACGUCAUUGCUAAUAAAAAUAGGACAUACAGCAUUUAUUGUGAAUCACAAUAAGGCGAAAUAAUUAAGAUUUCUAAAGAUUUUUUUAUCUCAAAUAUUAUGCAAGAGGAGAGUAGCAAAGAAGUUAUUUUAUCAACAUUAGAAUAGAAGUUGAAAGAAUUUUAAUAAAAAUAAGAAAAUGCGCAUAAAUAGCUUUAUGGUUCUUAGCUCUCUAAAUUUUACUCUUAAAUAACCUAAAAUUAAGUAGAAAGUACACCAAGAGAGGUGCCUCAAAAUUCUAAAAUUGAGUUAUAGUAAAAUACUUAAAAAAGUAGCAUUUCAAAUACCUAAAAAAUAUCCUUCAAAGAUUUGAUAAAACAAAAGCUGAUUGGUUCAGAUAUUAAUUUAAAUUUAUCUAAUUAUAGAAAGGAAAAUGGUAACUAAAAUUAACAAAAUCUUAAUCAAAAAUUACAGUAAUAAUAAAUUAUUCCAAACAUAAAUGAGCUAAUUAAUAGCAGUUAGAUAAUAAGUUAAGGUGAACAAACAAAUAGACAUUCUUCACCUUCACCAGUUAGAAAUAAUUCUCUUAAUAAAAGCAUAAACUCACCUUAAUCAAAUAAAAAAUAAGAACUUUCAAAUAAUUCAGCAACAUCAUUUUCAUAAUAUGCUUAAAAUAAUUAAGUUUAACCCUGUUCAAAUAAGAGUUUGCUUGAAACUAUUAAAAAAAGUAAUUUUAAGGAUUCUCAAAAAGAGUAAUUCUAAAAUGAAUUAUAGAAACUAGCUAUAUUUUAGCCAUCUGAUUGUAUAUGGCUCUAGAAUGAAAUUGAAAAAGUGAACUAAGAAAUAGUGCCAAAAGAGAUGUUGCUACCUCCAGAACCUUACUGUACAGAUGCAAAAAUUAUGGAAACUACUCCUUAAGUUAAAAAGCUUUAUCAUGAACUCAAAAGGAAUUACUUUAAAAAAUAUGAAGGAAAAUCAAAAAAAACAUUUCAAGAUUUUGCUUAAAUGAGGCAUUACAUAAAGCAUAGAGGUAUUGUCUAAAUGAUUGAAGAAGAAAUGGCUCGCAAAAAAGAGGAAGAAAGGACUCAUAAAACUUAAAGCCUUUAAAGAGCUGCUUCUAUUUCUCCUUAAAGGUAAGGAUUCAGCAAUGAAGCUUAGUCUGAGAGUGAAAGAAGAGUUAAUAACAUAAUAAAAAAUAAAAUUUUGAAAGGAAAUAGCUAAAGAUUCAGCUAAUUUAGAUCACAGUCCAUUGAUUUAGCCUUUUAAUUUCCUAAAACUGCUAUGAAUUAGUAUGAAAAUGAGUAAUUUGAGAAUGACAAAUUAAAUGAUAAUCAAAAUUAAUAUAAUUUACUCACUAAUGAUUCUACAGAGAAAUCCUCAGCUAUAUAAUCCCCUGGAAGAAAAAUAAUCAAAAUGAUUUCUACAAAUUCAGAUUUUGGUACUAAUUAAAAGAAUCAUGUUUGGUUUUAAGAAGAUUAAUUAUGCAAUUAAGCUAAUUCUUUAAUAUAAAAUAAACGAGAAGAAGAACAUAACCUAAUAAAUUCCAUGCCAGAAUUAGAUUCAAGAUCAAAUAAAAUGUUUUCUUUCACUAUUUAAACUUAAAAUUCCAUUGCAGAAAUUAAUUCACCCUUUAGCUCUAUGGUUUUUGACACAAUUGAAAAGUAAUAAUCUAACAAAAAUGAAUUAGUAAAAAUUCCUCACAAAUUACAAACAAUUUUUCCUUGCAAUUAAUCACUCCCAACAUCCCCUUUAAAGCAACGCUCUCUUAAUAAUUCUUAAUGUCAAGAUAAUGGCAAUAUUACACCUUUUAAUGCAAAUUUAAAGAAAAAAUUUUAUGUUUUAAAACAAAGAAGCACCUCUCCUAGAAAAUAGUAAUAAAUAAAAGCAAAUUCUUUAAGCUCAAUUCAAAUUUAGUAAAUGAAAUAAGAACCAACAACAAAUUCUACAUUAAAUUCAAAUAUAAAUAGUAAUCAAAAACAGAAUAAUUAACAAACAUAAACAGAAUAAUUUCCAAUAAGUUAAUUUAUAAGCACAGAGUAAGAUGUAUAAACAGAAAGAUUAAAGCUACCAAUACGUUCUAAAAGCUAGAUUUAGUAUCCUUAGACACCUUCCACAACUUCUAGAUCAUUAAGAAUAACAAAAUUUAUUAAUCGCUCACAAUCUCCAUGCACAAAUAGAGGAGUUAGCUUUUUAAAUUUCUCUGAAAUAUGCUCUAAAAUUGAAAACAUCUAAAAUCCCGAUAAUCCUCAAUAAAAAGCUUAAACUGAAAGAAAUUCAUAGAGCCAAAAAAAUAUUCUUUAAUAUAACAUAAAAUCUAAUGUUUUACGUUAAUCAGCAUAGCAAUACUUAAAUAUGAACAAUGAUCUAUCUAAAUAUACUUAGAAUUAAAAAGGAGGGAAUGAUAAAGUAUAACAACAACAAAGUAAUUCUAACUGUGAAUCACAAUCAUCUUUAAUUUUAAAAUAGAACUAAUAAAAUCAUCUCCUAAAAUUUAAAGAUAGGAUUAAAGAAUAAUCAUAAAAGCUUCUUAUUAUUUAGUAAAAUAUCCCAUAAUAAAUUAAAAAUGAGGGAAACCAAGAAGAAUAAUAAAAAAAUGAAAAAAAUCAACACUUUUCAAUUACAAAUAAAUUUUUUGAUAGACUAGAAAAAAAGAGAAAAUCAGAUUCAAAGCAAAAUAAGCAAUCUCCAUCAUAAAACAGCAUCAGUAAUAGAUCGGGCUAUUGCAACUUAAAUUUAAAUUAUCAUAACAAUAACACAAUUCUUUCAUCCUCCUCUGCAGCAGUGGCAAAAUUAGUUCUUUAAAAAAGACUUAUUUCAAAUUUUGGAAACAGUGAACUUUUAAAUAAUCUAGACCUAACAAAAUUAAAGAAAACCGUAGUCUGA
Messenger RNA from Tetrahymena thermophila SB210, 3672 nucleotides. RefSeq names its product cyclic nucleotide-binding domain protein. NCBI's taxonomy places the organism in Eukaryota, Ciliophora, Oligohymenophorea, Hymenostomatida, Tetrahymenidae. The record is from RefSeq and is a predicted model, not a curated record. The transcript has 5 exons.